This is a messenger RNA of Planococcus citri (citrus mealybug), 708 nucleotides long. RefSeq lists its product as uncharacterized. Lineage: Eukaryota; Metazoa; Arthropoda; Insecta; Hemiptera; Pseudococcidae. The transcript has 2 exons. The coding region runs from base 117 to 605 and encodes 162 amino acids. The record is from RefSeq and is a predicted model, not a curated record.
GUCCCCUUACCCUUCACGUUCUGUUAUCAGUAAGUAGUUGCGUUUCAAAGUCAGAAUUUUCAAUUUUGAAAAUUUUCAUUUUAUAUGCCCAAAAAUCUACACAAUUCCAUGAAAAGAUGAUGACUGUAUCUUUAUUUCGUAAUAUUUUGUUACGUGAAGCCAGAUCUUCGUGUCUAACGUGCAGAACUAUUAUCCCAAGACGAGAAAAAAGUGAAAACACGUCCGAUGUCGCACCGUUCAAAGAUGACGAAGAUCUCAAUCCAAAUGCGCCCGUCAGAUUUUCCACUAGUAGAGCUUCUAAAUGGAAAGUCCAAUAUAAAGCUAUGAUUAACGAUCCGGAAUCGCUAGAAAAUCAAGAUCAAGCAUUUCGUCACUUUAUGUAUUAUUUUUCCAUCAGCGGGCUCGUUAUUUAUGCGUUACUGCGCGGUAGAAAUGAAUGGGACGAUGAACAGGAUGUACCAUUGGGUAAAAGAAUACUUAUGCUAAGAGAGUACCAAAUGCACAAUGAAUUGCAAUCAGCUCUAACCAACAGAGAAGACACUAGCGAAAUUAAAUUAGAAUUAGAUAAAAUAGAGAAAAUGAAAAACGAAUAUUACGAAAAAUAGUUUAUUGUUAUGUUGUAGUUUAGCUCGUUUUACGAAUACCUUACUUUAUUUAAGUAUAAACAGUUUCAAAAAAUAAUAAAUUUAUUAUAAAAAGUACAAAAAA